Molecule: messenger RNA, 1797 nt
Organism: Chiloscyllium plagiosum (whitespotted bambooshark)
Lineage: Eukaryota; Metazoa; Chordata; Chondrichthyes; Orectolobiformes; Hemiscylliidae
Product: inositol 1,4,5-trisphosphate receptor-interacting protein-like
Cellular component (GO): membrane
Source: RefSeq, a predicted model, not a curated record
AGGGGAAGGUAUUGUCCCGCCUCAGCGUUAUGAGGACAGGCAGAGGAGGCGCUUCCUAGACAUGGCAGCCUAAACUAAGCAGCGCCGCCCGUGCAGCGAGGCCCCAGCGCCAUGUGAAGCGGGCUCGGGGGCCAUAAGUGACCAGGAUGCCAGCACUACUCGGGCUUUUCAGUGUGUGCCUCCUGGUGAUCACGGGAAGUUUGUACCACCCCCGCCUCCUGAGUGAUGAAGUUGAGAAUGAAGAGGUUCAGUCAAGGAUAAAGGAGCAGGAGAGCAAGUAUAAGCUGGAAAUGGAGCGGCUCCAGAAAGAAGUGGAUGAGAAGAAUGAUCCUGAACAGGAAAUGAAGGUCAGUACACUCGUAAAAGCAGAAAACUCAACACCGAUUGAUUGGAAUACCUGGAAUAUUCUCUUGAUGGUCACAAUUCUGUUCUUGGAACUGUGGAGACAGGACACGUGGCCACAUACACCACAGGACUACAACAGUGAAGAGGAGGAGGAAGGAGAGAAGGAAAAUGAAUUUCCUCAAAGAAUAUACAGCAACAUUUUGAAUAUUCCUGACAAAUGUGUUCUGGACCAGUUUUACAAUGUAUGUAUUCAGAACGUGAGCCAAGAGCCAAUGCAGACGUGUGAAUUUGUCGAGAGCUUUGUCGACAACCUGUUGGAAGCCUGCAGGAAUAUUUGCCAAUGGGAUUCUGAGCUGAUCCUUGAAGAUUGUGUUGGCAUCGGUAGUCAGUUUGAGAAAUGGGGCUGCAAGACACCAUCUGUGUAUGAUAUUUUGGUUCCAAUCUUUCUUCAGGAUGGGUAUUGCUUUAAACCAGAGAUCUGCUGCUGUGACCUCCCACCUGAUAAGCAAAGUUAUGGCCGGAUUGUUAUGGUAACACCUGGCAGCGCUGACUUGGGCUGCCUGUGUAAGAGUACUGAACUUGAAGGUGAUGUUCUUUGUCUUAUUCACAGUAAAAGGUUUGAAGCUGAUGAUCGUGCAAAUUGCCUGGCUUCUAUUGUGUGUUCCGAGUGGUAUUUGGACUACAAGAAAGUACUAAAAUGGUUCAGGGUCGCACUAGCAAAAUCCUGGAACAAUGUUUGUCAUAAGUAUGACUUUGAUCUUUCCUUCCACAAUAUUACUGGUUGCUGUGGUUUAAAAGUCCAGUAUCAAUCGGGACGAAACAUCUACAUUAAAGCCUUCCCUGCUGUGAGGCUGAAGGAUUCAGAUGUCUAUCUCGUAUCGAGCUUUCCUGAUUACACCAAGAAUACAGUGCCAUCCACUACCUACUGGCACAUAUCCUGUGCUGUCUGCGAGUACAGGUUUCUGAAAAUCAUGGCAAAAAGCGUUCCCAAAAACAGUUGUCACCUCAAGUGCCUUCAAAUAUUGAUCUUUCUAACUGAAAAGCUGCGCAGCACUCCAGAUCAGCGAAACAUUCUUGGGUCCUACUUUUUUAAGACUGUCCUUAUGCAUCUGUUGUUAAGUCAGCCAUAUUCAAACUGGCAUGAGUGUCACCUGGAAUAUCGGCUCAGAGACAUUUUGAAGUAUCUCGGAAAAUGCUUGGAUGAGAAACGGCUCUCCCGAUUUAUGAUCGGAAAUCAAACAUUUCCUAAACAAAUGGGAAUUCCAGAAAUGCUUCUGUAUGCAGAGCCUAUAAACCUCUUCCGGUCCUUUGUAACAGAGCGUGACACUUACGGUCAAGCAUUAAUGGAAUAUCAGAAAAUAUUAAGGGACAUGGGUCCAUUAAUGAUGGAAUGCAUUAAAGAUAAUACAGUCAGCUGACUGAAAACAGAGCCUUUGCUCCUAGGUUGGGAGC